AUGUUGUUAGGGGGACUAGGAAAAUUUUGUGAGCUGGAUGAGGACUGUGACGAAAUAAGCCAUGCGAAGUGUUCAAAAGAUCAUUAUUGUAUUUGCAGAAAAGAUAACGUCAGAAUAAAUGCGUGGACCUGCGCUCCAACUUUGGGGAGUUUUUGUUGGCAAGAUGAGUUAUGCGCUACUGAAAAUGCUCUCUGUAUUAACAAGGAAUGUCGAUGCACUGCUAAUUAUUUUUCGAACCACAACAAUCAAUGCAUACCCAAAAUUUUGGGAACCUCCUGUGAGACCGACGAAAUAUGUAAUAGUCAGGUUAAAUUUUCAAAAUGUUCUGAGGAUAAUAUCUGUACUUGCAUAUUUAAUACUAUUGAAAUUAAUCCGAGAUAUUGUGCUCCAACUUCAGGAGGAGUCUGUUGGCAAACUGAUGAAUGUGUACCAAAAAAUUUAGAAUGUAUUAAUAAUAUAUGUCAGUGCGAGCAAGGUACUGCAUAUGAUCCCACUGAACUUAAAUGUCGCUCAGCUUACUCUUAUCGUCCUAAAUUAACUGCAACCAGUUCUAAGUCUAAGUCAAUCUGUUCCGAUUUCAAUAACUGCAUGUGUUAUCAAGAAAGUUCUGAAUCGUUUUUCAUAUGCACACCAAUGGAUAAAUAUCACUGUGAGACAAAUGACUCCUGCUUAGUAGAAAACUCUUUGUGUAUUGAAGAUUUUUGUCAAUGCAAGCCGAGAUUUUUGCACAAAUCCCAAAAAUGUAUUCCUGCGUAUUUGAAUGAAUUGUGUAGUGACGAUAGUAAUUGUAACCAAAUUAGGCAUGCAGUGUGCUCAAAAGACAAAGUGUGCGUCUGUGAUGAGAGUCACAUUGAAUACAAUAAAGAAUUUUGUAAAUCUGUUAUUAACGGAUUCUGUUCAAGUGAUGCAGAUUGCUUAGCCGUCAAUUCAACAUGCAUUGAGCGUACGUGUCAAUGCAAACCCAAUAUGGUUAAAUAUACAAAAGACUUGUGUAUAACUCCCGAUGCUAAUUUGACUCUGAUUACAGGUCAAUUGGGAAUUCCGUGUGAAGACCACCUUGAUUGUGCAGAUAUACUGGGUAGUCAGUGUUCUAGCAACAAAAAAUGCGAGUGUCUAUUACUUUAUGAAGAAUAUAAUACCACAGCUUGUGCGCCAUUACUUGGCAGAAGUUGCUCGGAACUUAAACUAUGCGCAGUCACUCAUUCCAGUUGUGCAGAUGACAUAUGUAUUUGCGACCAUGGUUUCGUUAAGCAUUCGAUUGACAAAUGUGUACCACAUUACAUUGGGAUGGAAUGUGAAAAAAAUGAUGAUUGCCGGUUGCUAUUAGACUCCAAGUGCAUAAAUUACGUCUGUGCUUGCCGAGAUAAUUAUACUCCUCUGAAUGCUACAGUUUGUGCUCCACAACUGGGCGAAUAUUGUAGAAUGGACCAACAAUGUGCAGCAGCUAAUUCUAUUUGCAUUAAAAAUAAGUGUAAAUGCCAACUUCAGUAUGAAUCGAUAGACAGAAAUCACUGCCUGAGAACAAUGUUUUCAUCAGUUGCAGGACUUGAUAAGUUUUCAUGUGACCAUGACGGUGAUUGCAAUGAUAUAAAAUAUUCUCACUGUUCUCUUGACAAAGUAUGUAGCUGUAAACCAAAUUAUUAUUAUUAUUAUGUACCUUUGGGAAGGACAAAAUGUGUAGGACUUAUUGGCGAAAUCUGUGAUUCAGAUGACGAAUGCAUUUCUUAUAAUUCAGUUUGUGUCAAUCAUAUAUGCCAAUGUCUUGAAGGGCUUUAUGCUCCAACAAAAUAUCAAUGCGAUAAAAUUUCGCUGGGCUCAAAUUGUCAGGCUAAUGAGGACUGCUCAACGUCAAUAAUAAAUUCUGAAUGCUCCAGUGGCAAAGUAUGUGUUUGUCAUAAAAAUUAUAUCGCCUCUAGCAAAUUUGAAUGUUGGCCCACUUUAUUCGAGAAGUGUUCGAUAAACAAAGACUGCCAAUUCAAUAAUUCAGCUUGCUUUGAAAAUAAGUGUCAAUGCCUUCUUGGUUUCAGAGCUGUGUCAGAAAGCCAAUGUAAACCAAUUGAUUACAUGUACCCAUGUGAUACAGUGUUAGAUUGUGGUGAUCCUUGGCACUAUCAAUGUGAUCGUUUGGAUAAAAGAUGUCGAUGCAACGUUAAUCAUUUUUCAAUAAAUAAAUCAACAUGUAUGGUGCUUUUAAAGGGUUAUUGUUGGAGUGACAGUCAAUGUUUAGUCAAUAAUGCGGCAUGCAUUGAUUUUCACUGUCAAUGCAAAGAAAAUUUCGUUGCUGUUUCUGUGUCAAAUUCAACUAUGUUGACUGUCAAUCAUGAACGAGUUUAA
Molecule: messenger RNA, 2334 nt
Organism: Cotesia congregata
Lineage: Eukaryota; Metazoa; Arthropoda; Insecta; Hymenoptera; Braconidae
Source: the annotation of a GenBank genome assembly